Penicillium waksmanii is the source of this 1770-nucleotide messenger RNA. RefSeq names its product CocE/NonD family hydrolase. The transcript has 2 exons. The record is from RefSeq and is a predicted model, not a curated record. Bases 1 to 1770 code for a protein of 589 amino acids. Gene Ontology annotation, molecular function: dipeptidyl-peptidase activity. Lineage: Eukaryota; Fungi; Ascomycota; Eurotiomycetes; Eurotiales; Aspergillaceae.
AUGCCUCCUCCAGUCCAAUCAGCGUACAAGCGCGUUGCUCAACCCGUCGCCGAUGAGAAUGGGUAUAAACCAUGCCAGUCUGGGAAAUCCGAAGUUCUACCUAAGGGCUGGAAAGGGUUCAACGCGAAGCCCUUGCAAAGCGACAUUCAGAUUGACCACGAUGUCGAGAUCGUGGUUCGCGAUGGUGUUCGCCUUUACGCCGACGUUUAUCGACCAGCAAAUUCAACCGAGAAGGUCCCCGCUGUGCUGAGCUGGUCAUUCUAUGGGAAAAAGUAUAGCGCACUUGACAUGCUUCCUAUGUGUGUUUGGAAUUGCUGCGUCGGGCGUUCUGACCUGAGUGGGUUGGAAAAGUUCGAAGGUCUAGACCCGCAAGCUUGGUGUCCGCGUGGAUAUGCAAUCGUCAGCGUUGAUACUCGUGGUGCUGGGCACAGCGAUGGACAAAUAUGUGUUAUGGGAACGCAAGAUGCGGAGGAUGGUUACGACGUUGUCGAGGCCAUUGCGAAGAUGGACUGGUGCAAUGGAAACAUUGGUAUGGCAGGAAAUUCUGCUCUUGCUAUUUCACAAUGGUUCAUCGCUGCCCAACAACCUCCUUCACUGAAAGCCAUUGCGCCGUGGGAGGGCUCCGGUGAUAUCUAUCGAGAGCAGUUCUGCCGCGGUGGUUGGUUCUCUAUGAGCAACUUUGACCUUAUCGCCAAUGCCAUCGUCCGCGGAACCGAAAAGUCCGGUCUCGAGGACUUUGAAGAGAUGUACCGACGCUCCAAUGUUUCCAGUGCCUUCUGGGAAGAUAAGAGAGCCGACAUCACGCGGGUUCAGUGCCCUGUGUAUAUCCGAGGAUCAGAUGUGAGCUCUAUUCACACUAUGGGCUCUAUCCGUGGUUGGUUGGAGGUCCCUCACGAUAACAAAUGGAUUCAAUGGGGAAGCAAGCAGGAAUGGUAUGAGCUAUAUAGUGUUCCCGAGUCUAAUGAAGAGUUAGGGUUAUUCUUUGAUCGGUAUCUCAGGGGCAAGGAGAAUGACUGGGAAAAGACACCCAAGGUCCGUUGGUCAGCCCUUCAAUUUGGUGACCGAGAGGCAAUCGAUGAUAUCGUCCUCGAGGACUUCCCUGCUCCUUCAACUGAAUACCGAGAGUUCUUCCUCAACGAUAACAAGCAGCUGUCAGCAAGCGUUCCAUCAAAGGCAUUUAAUAUUUCUUAUGACUCCGAGGAUCGCCACAGUGUUGCUGAAUUUAACUACACAUUCGAGAAGAAGGGACGUCUUAUUGGGUUGCCUAAGGCAGUGCUAUACAUGUCUUGCAAAGAGCGUGAUGACUUCACGGCCUUUGUUAUCCUCCGCAAGAAGGAUAAGAAUGGCAAAGAGUUAAUGCAUCUUAAUUUCCCAUUUGAUGCAACCCCAGUCAAUUCCAUUGAUGAGAUCCCGGAGGCUCAGCAAGCAAGUCUCAAUCUACAUCUAGGAUCAGUUGGAAUCCUGCGUGCCUCGCAUCGCGAAAUUGACUCUUCCAAGAGCAUUCACCCUCAAUUUCCCUUCCAUCCACACAAACGGCAGGACAAGGUCGCACCGGGCACAAUUGUGAAGCUAGAGAUUGGUAUUUGGGCAAUGGGAGUGGACUUUGAAGAAGGCGAAUCCAUCAGCGUGAAGAUCGGUGGCCAAUACCCCAGCAUUGCGGAAUACAAGACCUUUUCCCGUCCGAGACCCGAGCACGAAUUAAACCGUGGGGCCCACACGAUUUAUUGCAGCGAGGAGUAUCCCAGUUCUGUUAUUUUGCCUUUUAUUUAG